AUGUUCGCAUUGUUAUUGAUCUUGACUGGCUGCCAACUGUGGAGUUGGCCCGCUGAGAGUGCUGCCAUUAAUGGACCGGUGCCAAUCCUAAAAUCGUCGGUCGAACAACUCAAUUCUGGCUCGUAUUUGCUUUCCUACGAGACCGCCGAUGGAACUUAUCGCGAGGAACUGGCCAUUGUAAAGCCGAAUGCGAAGAGAACCGAUGAUGACGAUCUGGAGGUAUCCGGUAUUUAUGGUUAUAUCAAUGAAUCGGGCCAGAAGUUGGUUGUCACCUACACGGCGGACAAGAAUGGCUUUUUGCCGCACGUUAAGUACGUCGCCAGUCCAAUGGGGGAGACUAUAAAUAAAUCGCCAUAG
Drosophila ficusphila is the source of this 357-nucleotide messenger RNA. RefSeq names its product endocuticle structural glycoprotein SgAbd-9 (gene Cpr47Ed). NCBI's taxonomy places the organism in Eukaryota, Metazoa, Arthropoda, Insecta, Diptera, Drosophilidae. Gene Ontology annotation, molecular function: structural constituent of chitin-based larval cuticle. Bases 1 to 357 code for a protein of 118 amino acids. The record is from RefSeq and is a predicted model, not a curated record. The transcript is spliced from 2 exons. Gene Ontology annotation, cellular component: chitin-based extracellular matrix.